UCAGCCUCCUGAGUAGUCCAAAUCCUACAAUGAAGGUUCAGAAGACUGAAGCCCAGCGAGGGGGUGUGGCCCCGCGAUGCCCCGCCCCUGACGCCCGGCGAUUGGCUGCGGGAAGGACUACAAACCGGUGCAUCAUGGGACUUUCCACAAUUACUGGGGUCUGGUUUGGUUCGGCCUGGUUUUCGUGUGCGGGUCCUAAGGCUUGAGCUGUGGGCCUGGGUGCUGCGUCUUAGCUUUGUUCGGUCAAGGCUGGCGCUCGAUCCCCUGAGCCACAGCUCCACGUCUGGACUGUGUUGGUUAACUAGGGAGGAGAGUCUCACGGACUUGGCCGCCCAGGCAUGGAGCCUGAGCGCGGGGAACCCAGCUGCCAACGUCGGCCGCGACGCAGUGCACGCCGGGAGCUCCAACAGACCCGCCCACCCAUGGCCGACUGCGAGCUGCAGGUGGGCGUGUGCCAGGACAUGUGCCCGGCCGCCGAGCGCGCCCGGCGGGAACGGGAGCGCCGCCUGCACCGCUUCGAGGUGGCGCCGGGACGCCGCGGGGAACCGCCCCGCGCGGACCCGCGGCGCGCCGUGAAGGAGUACAGCCGCCCGGCCGCCGGCCAGCCCCGGCCCCCGGCCAGCCAGCUGCGUCCGCCCUCCGUGCUGCUGGCCACCGUGCGCUACCUGGCCGGCGAGGUGGCCGGCAGCGCCGACGCCCCCCGCGCCGAGGUGGCGGGCUUCGUGGCCGACCGCCUGCGCGCGGUGCGGCUGGACCUGGCGCUGCAGGCGGCGGGCGACGCCGAGGCCGCGGCGGUGCUGGAGGCCGCGCUGGCCACGCUGCUGGCCGUGGUGGCGCGGCUCGGGCCCGAGGCGGCGCGCGGGCACGCGGACCCCGUGCUGCUGCAGACGCAGGUGCAGGAGGGCUUCGGGUCGCUGCGACGCUGCUACGAGCGGGGCGCGGGCCCGCACCCCCGCCAGGCCGCCUUCCAGGCCCUCUUCCUGCUCUAUAACCUGGGAUCCGUGGAGGCUCUGCAUGAGAUUCUGCAGCUGCCCGCCUCCCUGCGCGCCCGUCCGCCCCUGCGCAGGGCCCUGGCAGUGGACGCCGCCUUCCGCGAGGGCAACACCGCCCGCCUGUUUCGCCUGCUCCGAACCCUGCCCUACCUGCAGAGCUGCGCGGUGCAGGGCCACGUGGCCCAGGCCCGCCGACAAGCCCUGGCCUGCUUGGCUCGCGCCUUAAGCACCGCCAAAGGGCAGGCAUUGCCACUGGACUUCAUGGUCCGUCUGCUGGCCUUGGACGGUGCUCAGGAAGCCCGGGACCUGUGCCAGGCCCACGGGCUGCCCUUAGACGGAGAAGAAAGAGUUGUGUUCCUGAGAGGCCGCUAUGCCGAGGAAGGGCCGCCCCCAGCCGGGACCUGCCAGGCGUUGGUGGAGCGCAAGCUCAGAGGGCGCACCCUGGAGGACGUGGUCAUGGCAGAGGAGGAAGAGGCCGUGCACAGACCCGGCUCCCCCACGUGAGGGGCGGGCAGUCUCUCAGAACCUUAGUUUUCUUGUUAUUCCCAGAUAAUAAAAGGAACUUGUUUUUA
Molecule: messenger RNA, 1564 nt
Organism: Perognathus longimembris pacificus (Pacific pocket mouse)
Lineage: Eukaryota; Metazoa; Chordata; Mammalia; Rodentia; Heteromyidae
Gene: Sac3d1
Product: SAC3 domain containing 1
Exons: 3
Coding region: 339-1496 (385 amino acids)
Biological process (GO): spindle assembly; centrosome duplication
Cellular component (GO): spindle; nucleus; centrosome
Source: RefSeq, a predicted model, not a curated record